Molecule: messenger RNA, 1548 nt
Organism: Rubroshorea leprosula
Lineage: Eukaryota; Viridiplantae; Streptophyta; Magnoliopsida; Malvales; Dipterocarpaceae
Source: the annotation of a GenBank genome assembly
GGUUUAGGUAAAACCGCUAACCGCUACCCCAAAACCGCUAAUCGACUAAACUGUUAUAUAUUUUAUUUGAAAAAAGAAAAAAGAAAAAAGGAAAAGAAAACACAAUCCUAGAAGAUAAACUUCUUGGUAGGCUGCUUGCCGGAUCAGCAAGGAGCAUUAUGGACAUCGAUGGCACAAUAGAUAACGAUGGCCUCCAGCAUAGUAAUUUCAAAGACAUAAUUACCGUCAAUUUCGCGUGUUUCUCUUCUUUUUCUUCCCCCUGCAGCUCCCGAAGGCCCCCAGCCAAGCCGACAGCCUCCCAUGAAGAAAAACCGGUAGGAAGCCUUAAAUUCCUCCUUCUUUCUUGUCCAAGAACAAGAUUUAGGAGCUUGAAAUCUUCCCCUCUGCUGCAGAAAAUUUCCAGAUCUGCUCUGCUUUGUCUUCACCACCGGCUGCUCUGUGGGUGGGUGAUUUCUGGGCAUUUUUUUGAUUGCGUGAAUUUCCCCCUGCACUUCCCACCGGCUCUUCCCCAACUGCAGCUCCGGUUUUGCUUGUUAAAUUCCGAUAUGUGACAGCCCUCCAACCCCUAAUUUAUCCGUUAAUUUGCUGCCUUGAAUCUUGAAUUUUCUGCCUUUGAUUUGCCCUUGUACUGUUCGGGAAUUUCUGUUGAAAUUGGGGAUGAAUUUUGGCAGCAUUAAGUUAUGUUUUAAGCUUGGUUUAGGUAGAGAAAUUAGCUUAAUGGACUGCUGUGUGAUUUUUGGAGAAAAUCCCGUGAAUUAGUUAGUGUUUUGGCCCAUUUUUGGAAGUGCACUUACUGUUUAUGACACUGUUUACGGGUACUGUUUGCGGGUACUGUUGACGCAUUGAUGAUCAACAAUUAACGGAGAUUUAAAUGUUUAGUUUGUAAUAUAAGAACGAAUUUGGAGAUGUCCGAUCACAUGGAAAUUGAUAGAAAUAGCAUCAUGAUUAGGAUAGUCCUAAUGAAGUUUCACUUUGAAUUUGUAAUGGUACGGUAAUUAAUUCUUGGAUAUUUUUAUUAGGUUUUUGAUUGUUUUGUCACUUUGAAUCUUCGGUUUAUGCGAGUGAAUUUCUAUAUUAUGUAAUUUGAGGUAAGUAAAUUAUGGUAACGCCCUUUGAUUUUUAAAAGUAUGUUUUGAUUUGUUAUUGAAGUGGUGGCGGGACUAAACUCAUUUUAUGUAAAAGUAAGUAUGAUUGAUUUGAAGUGCAAUUUUUAUGCUUUUCAUUAAAGUGAGCAUGCUUACUUGAAAUUUAAUUGAUUGUCCUGAUGAUUUGAAAGUGAUUGGUGAAUUAUGAUUUUUCUGUUAACUUCAGCCUGUUUUGUCUCCGAUGUGGUCAUGUUAUUAGUGACCCUGCUAGUGGGGGUUAAACGCUACCACAUGUCGACAUGUUAGUGAUAGAGCCGAUUCGUUCGAGUGACCCUGCUAGUGGGGAUUAUACACUAAUAAAUCGUGUGCCUGCGAGUGGGAGGUUUAUAACACUGGCCAUGGCUUAUAGAGGAGACGUCUAUUUCGUUUCCGUACUUGUACCUGUUUUUUGUGAUUAUAUUGG